AUGAGCAGACUCAGUAUAUUCUUGUUAACGUUUUGCAUUGCUGCGGCACAAAGCAAGCGGUCAGAGGGACAUGAAGUGAGGAAAUUUCCGGAAGGUUUCCUUUUUGGGACAGCGACUGCAUCUUAUCAAGUGGAGGGAGCUUGGAAUAUAGAUGGCAAAUCUGAAAAUAUCUGGGAUCAUUUGACUCAUACAAAACCAUGUGAGAUAUUAGAUUGUUCAAAUGGCGACAUUGCCGACGACUCCUACCACUUGUACAAAAGGGACGUUGAAAUGAUGAGAGAACUAGGUCUGGACUACUAUAGAUUUUCCCUUUCUUGGACUAGAAUACUACCCAACAGCUUCCCAGAUGUUAUCAACCAGGCUGGCAUCGACUAUUAUAAUAAUUUGAUCAACGAACUAUUAAAACACAACAUUGAACCUAUGAUUACGCUGUACCAUUGGGAUCUGCCUCAAAAGUUGCAAACAUUAGGAGGAUGGGCGAACCCUCAUAUUGUUAAUUGGUUUGCUGAUUUUGCUAGGGUAGCCUUUGACCAUUUCGGAGAUAGAGUUAAGUAUUGGAUCACAAUAAACGAGCCGUUCCAGAUAUGUAAUGAUGGAUACGGUGAUACCGCCAAGGCGCCGAUGGUAAACAUGAAGGGUGUAGCAGAGUACAUGUGUUCAAAGAAUUUGUUGAUGGCCCAUGCAACAGCCUAUCAUAUUUAUGAUAAAGAAUAUAGAGACAAAUGGAAUGGCAUAGUUUUUAUAGGAUACAGUGCUCAGUGGUAUGAGCCUGAAAGUGAAGAACAUGAACAGGCAGCUAAUGAUGCUAAUGAUUUUAUGUGGGCUCAGUACGUGCAUCCUAUAUUCUCUGAAACCGGAGGCUACCCACAGGUUAUGAAAGAAAGGAUUUCUGCUAAAAGCGCACAGCAGGGCUAUCCUAGGAGCCGGCUCAUUGAUUUUACCCCAGAAGAAAUCGAGUUUGUUAAGGGAAGCGCUGAUGCAUUUGGUCUUAACCAUUACACAACUCGUAUGGUGUAUAGAAAUGAAUCUGCUGAUACAAUGUUUGAUUCACCAUCAUUUUUCGAUGAUAUUAGUGCAGUCCAGUACACUUUACCGGAAUGGCAGAUUGGAGAGUCCCAAAAAGUAUAUUCAGUACCAUGGGGCUUUUAUAAUUUACUGACUGCUAUACGAGAAAAAUAUGGAAAUCCUCCCAUAUAUAUUACGGAGAAUGGUUUCGCUACCCGUCCUGGUCUGAAAGAUGAUCACCGAGUUCUUUAUUACCGGGAAUAUCUGUCAGCUAUGUUAGACGCCAUGGAAGAAGGGUCGGAUGUCAGAGCAUACACUGCCUGGAGUUUACUGGAUAACUUCGAAUGGAAAUAUGGUUAUACGGAGCGUUUUGGUCUGUACGAGGUGGAUUACAAUAGUCCAGAACGCACACGCACGCCAAGAAAAUCUGCGUAUGUUUACAAAGAGAUCCUUCGUACGCGCAGUUUGGACCAUCACUAUGAACCGGACAUGUCGGCCCCACUUACUAUUGACGAAGGUCAUUAA
Messenger RNA from Pieris macdunnoughi, 1530 nucleotides. The record is from the annotation of a GenBank genome assembly. Lineage: Eukaryota; Metazoa; Arthropoda; Insecta; Lepidoptera; Pieridae.